Messenger RNA from Botrytis deweyae, 1582 nucleotides. RefSeq lists its product as uncharacterized. The transcript has 3 exons. Lineage: Eukaryota; Fungi; Ascomycota; Leotiomycetes; Helotiales; Sclerotiniaceae. The record is from RefSeq and is a predicted model, not a curated record. Bases 649 to 1209 code for a protein of 186 amino acids.
CAAUUUACCAGCAUAAAGCUGGUCUGAUUAUUCUAUUUCCAUAGAUCUAUAUUUACUUGAGUGGCUUGAGUUGACAGCAUUUAUACGCAUUCAUUCCUCACAUUCCACCUGACUAUUCCCCUUAGCACUCUCAUUCGAGACAACUUCACCUCGUUAGACGCUUUCAUAUUUUGAUUAAAAUGUCAUGAACCAAAAAAGCCCUUAAGGUUGUUCCUGAAUUUUGAUCAUAUAUAUAUCCACUCCUCGUCAUUUGUCACCCCCAGCUGAUGGAAAGAACGAACCAAAAGCUUCUCCAUUAAUUUCACAUGACACUAGUCUAGCAGCCCCUAUUAUUUCUCUUUAAGGUGCCAACCUCCAAUCUAUGAAAGCAGAGGAUCCGCAUCAAGAGAUCCGCAUCAAACUUAUUACGAUUCAUUAACACAUACAAGAAGAAGUCGGAAUCUGUUAAUCUUAAGGUUUUCUACUUUUCCAGAAAUCAUCCAACUCUUAUCACAACAAGUCGAUUUUUCCAUCUACCAUUCUAGGAACAUUCCAUACCCAACCUCCAAAUUUCAAUCUCGCGUACCCGAAGAUCUCAAUUACGGGGUACAUUUUAAGCUACAGCCCUAUAUCCAGAUAGCUCGAGAUACUUUAACUUCACCAUCAAUCAUGUCCGACGCCGAACUCGAUAGUCAAUAUGUGCCAACUGGCAGGCCACAAUCUCAAAUGGCACGAUCGUUCGCUCUCGCAUUGGAUGAUUUGUUCAAGCUUGACAGCAGCGAGGACCUCGACGCUAUAGUUUCUGAGAAGAAGAAUGAAAUAUCUACAAAAACAUCCGAACUCGAAGAACUCGAAGCCAGACUUAAAGCGACCGAGGAAAGACUAAAGGCCAAACAAGCAGCAGCAAGCCCCGGAAGCUUCUCACCAGGGAAAUCAGUUUCUCAACAACAGUCUACAGACGGUCCUAUAAGCCCUUUAGAACCAAAAUUUGAAAACAACAUCGCAUCGCGGGGUGCUGGAAUAAGCGGGGGGAGUCUCGCAUCCAGGCCAGCUGCCCCAAAGCCAGAACAAUCAUACACAACAGCUCUGGCAUCACAUAUCCCAGGUGCUCUACCACCUACCCCAGGUGCUAGCGAAGGUGAAUACGAACUCGUUGAUGGGGACAGGACCAGUGCUGACUAUGUAAUUGUUACAAAAGAUGGAGAUGUUCCACCGGCAGGCACCGAAUGAAUACUAUCAGUAUUGUUACACAACAUCACAUAUUUAACCCCCUUUGGGUCGUCGUACCAUUGCCGUUAUUGCUACAGCCGCAUUCGUUAUUCUCCGACUGGUGGAUCAUUCAAUUGUAUGACCACAUCGUUACAUUCCUGGCGUUACUUCCGGUUUUUGAACUCGGCUUCGACUACAUUCCCAUCUCUGAUUUUGGAAUACGAACGAUGGAUAGCAAGAGAGGGAUUUGCGGGUUUUGCUUUGUAUAUACCAUGGACAAUUCCUAUAGAUAGGAGGAUUUCUAAGCUUGGGAUUAAUCGAUUUAUAAUUCACACGAAGGAUUGUUGUGUCAAAAAAUUGCUUGUCCACAUGGUUCUGUUCGAGUUUUAUUUCG